Molecule: messenger RNA, 1410 nt
Organism: Ilex paraguariensis (yerba mate)
Lineage: Eukaryota; Viridiplantae; Streptophyta; Magnoliopsida; Aquifoliales; Aquifoliaceae
Source: the annotation of a GenBank genome assembly
UUCGUUUCCUGCAAAAAUCAUACUCUCUCUCUCUCUCUCCUGAAACUUCCAUCUUCUUCUAACCCAAUCAUAGCUAGGGUUUCAUUACCUAUUGAAUCUGAGCUUCUAAUUUUAUAUGCAUCAAUGGAGUACCAAACCCAACCUUCCAAUCACGACGACUCUUCAGGCAAUCCAAUGGCGGAUGACGAUUCAUGCGAACCAAAUCCAACAGUCCUUGAUCUCACCAGCUAUCAACUCCAUGAUUUGGACUCAGUCGACUUUCCGCUGAGUCUAACCGAGUUAGACUUUACGGCGAAUCGAUUAUCGAAAUUAGAUCCCCGGAUUGGCCACCUCUCCAACCUCAAGAAGCUCUCUCUCCGCCAAAACCUCUUUGAUGAUGCAGGCUUGGAGCCGAUUUCCAAGUGGGAAGCCAUUUCGGGUCUUGAGGAGUUAGUACUCAGAGAUAAUCAGUUGAAGAAAAUUCCUGUUGUUAGCAUUUUCAAAAGACUUUUGGUAUUUGAUGUUUCUUACAAUGAAAUUUUAUCAAUGAAUGGAUUAUCCAAGGUUGCCAACACACUAAAAGAACUCUAUGUGUCUAAAAAUGAAGUUACUAAGAUGGAGGAGAUUGAUCAUUUUCAUGAACUGCAAAUUCUUGAACUUGGCUCCAACAGAUUACGGGUAAUGGAGAAUUUGCAGAAUUUGACAUUCUUACAAGAGCUAUGGCUUGGCCAGAAUCGCAUUCGAUCUGUUAACCUAUGUGGAUUGAAAUUCAUCAAGAAAAUUAGCCUACAGAGCAAUCGUUUAACCACCAUGACGGGAUUUGAGGAAUGUGUGGCUCUAGAAGAACUAUACUUGAGCCAUAACGGUAUUGUGACAAUGAAAGGCCUAUCAACCCUGGUGAACCUUCAUGUCUUGGAUGUGGCAUCCAAUAAGCUCACCGCAAUAAAUGAUAUUGAAAACCUGACCCAAUUAGAAGAUCUAUGGCUUAAUGACAACCAAAUUACAUCACUAGAAGGUAUAGCAGAGGCAGUUGCUGGUUCCAAAGCGAAACUGACCACCAUCUACCUUGAGCACAAUCCAUGUGCAAAUUCUCCGAAUUAUGCCACCACUUUGAGACAAAUCUUCCCAAAUAUUCAGCAAGUUGAUUCCCAAGUAUUUGGCUAGAAAGUUGUCUCUGGGUUUUACUCUUUUUAAACGAAAAGACAGCUGAUUUUUCUUCAUUUUUGGGUGAGUAGAUGCUGGGUUUAUUCCUGUUUAUUUAACUGGAUCUAAAGAAUCCAUACUAAUCAAGUAUCUCAAUGGAUACAUUCCAAUGCAAGAGGGUCUGAAUUACUGCUAAUUGGAGGUACGGAAAGGAUUUAUGAUCAAGUUACACUUAUAGCAGUGUUCAUUCUGUUCAUAAUAUGGAGCUAUCUGUGAAUUAGAAGUAGA